Molecule: messenger RNA, 1992 nt
Organism: Sodiomyces alkalinus F11
Lineage: Eukaryota; Fungi; Ascomycota; Sordariomycetes; Glomerellales; Plectosphaerellaceae
Product: adenine nucleotide alpha hydrolases-like protein
Exons: 3
Coding region: 1-1992 (663 amino acids)
Source: RefSeq, a predicted model, not a curated record
AUGUCGCGUAAACAGAACCGGCCGAUGAGCAUGGAAUCCGUGCUAGACGAAGAGAGGAAGGAAGUUCUGGCGCUUUUAAGCAACUCUCCUGCAAGGCGCGUGGACUCGACAUCGUCAGUCUCUGAGAGGUCAAUUUCGCCGCGGGGACCACGAUCGCCCGUUCGGAGCAUGUUAGAUGUCGGUGAUGACAACGCGAGCAUAUCGAGUUCAAGCAGCAGGAGGAACGUCCCUCUCGGGUCCCCGCCGCCGGUCCGCAGCAUGCUGGACAUCGACACACCGCCCCCGAAACCGUCCACCAGCAGACCCAACUCCCCGGAAGAACUCAAACCACCACCAUCGAGCAAAGUCAGGUCGAUGUCAGACACGAGCUCGGUGCCAUCUUUCGGCCCGCGGGCUGGUCGGGGACGCCCCGAUCCCACUUCGGACUACAAAUUUGCCAACAUCAUCACAGGCAGUGCAGGCCAAGGCUUGCCCAAGCGCCACUCCCCGGCGGCUGAUGCGCUCAGGGGCCAUGAUCUAUCCAGCGUGGCACGGGGCGGGGAAAGAGGAGGACAUCACUAUCUCUCCGGGCGCACGGGACGGAGAAGCAUAAGUGCGGGCCGCGGUAGUAAGUCCAGGUCUCCGCAUGGCCGUCUGGGAUGGGGUAAUCUCAUGCCCAACACAUCGGGCCGCUUGCAACAAACACCGGGAAUAGCGGUCCUGGACGAUGGCACGGUGGUCGACAUCAGUCACGCAUACCGCAAGCUGUCCGAUGCCAACCUGGCUGCCUCCCGGGGCAGCCUGUCACAGCUCCCGGCUAUGAAGCGGCCGAGCGCAGCGGAGGAACCAGGCAGCGGCCGUCUAGCCAAGGACUAUCUCCUACCGGACGACGAGGACGAAUAUGCCGACAGCAGCGACGACGAUAAUAAUACCAACGAUAGUUCUGAUGACGAAGGCGUCGAGGUCGCUGCUCGGCAACCUCAACCCCGUUACAGGUCCUUACUCGACGAACCACAGAUCACAGUAACUGGCCCUGGUGGCGAGAGAGCGAGGUCGACGAAACCGGCCGUGCACCCGUCAACGGCGUUCGACCACACGCCGGGUUCUGAACCGCCGUCAGCCUUAGCUUCGGACGACGAUCAAGAAGUAACAGACAUCAAACGGGCGCAGAAGCUCAAAUUCCAGAUGACUCCCAUCAUUUCGACGCACGAGUCGUGCCGCGCAGUUCGUGUAAUCUAUCGCGGCGAAUACGACGAACUUCGGAAAACAGCCACAGAAGACAACCGCAGGCUGCGGAAGUACCUCGUGGCAACGGACCUGAGCGAGGAGUCAAACCACGCGCUGGAAUGGGCGGUCGGGACAGUUCUUCGCGACGGCGAUACGCUCCUCGCCAUAUACUGUGUGGACGAGGAGACGGGCAUCUAUUCGAGCGACGACGCGCUGGUACCGGACGAUACCAGGGCGCACAAGGAGCAGGCGGCGGCCAUCGAGGCGGUGACGUCGGCGAGAGAGCCGUCUUCGGCAUCAACACCCAUGUUCUCGCAGCUGGCGCGGGCGUCGGGGCUCGGAUUCGGGUCCCGGAGCUCGUCCCCGGCGCCGGGCACCAGUCGGGAGCGGGAGAGGGAGCGCGAGCGCGAGCGGGCGGAAGAGGAGCGGCGACGAGCGGUGGAUGAGAUCACGGAGCGGGUUACGAAGCUGCUGCGGAAGACGAAUCUGCAAGUCAAGGUGGUGGUGGAGGUGAUACACUGCAAAAACCCCAAGCAUCUCAUCACGGAGGUGAUCGACUUGGUCAAUCCGACCUUGGUCAUCCUCGGGAGUCGGGGACGCAGCGCUCUUAAGGGCGUCAUCUUGGGUUCAUUCUCUAAUUACCUAGUGACGAAGAGCUCAGUACCCGUGAUGGUGGCGAGGAAGAGGCUCAAGAAACAGAGCAAGUAUAAAAGAGGUCCGAUGCGACAAGUCAACAACCUCAGCAACCCAGUAGCUCGGAGUUUAGCCAAUGCCAAGGUCGAUUAG